AUCGCAAUCGGCGCUGGAGAAGGCUUCGCCUGCAGAUGUGAAGGAGGCUCUUAGCGCCCUGAACGCCGAAGAGCAGAAAAAGCUGGGCGAUGCCCUUGCAAAGCUGGACGCGAAGGCCGAAGCGCCUGCGCCGGCUGAAAAGAAGGAGGAGCCUGCUCCAACUGAACAGAAGAAAGAGGAGGCCCCCAAAGUGGAGAUGUCGGCAGAUCAGAAGGCCAAGCUCAAAGAGUGCUUCGACGCUAUCGACACAAAUGGGAAUGGGACCAUCGAGGCCUCCGAGUUCAAAUCCGUGAUGCAUAAGCUCGAAGUGCCGCUGAGCGACGAGCAGAUCGAAACAGUGUUCAACUCGGCCGAUCUCAACAAGGACAAUAAGCUCAGCUUCGAUGAGUACGCCAAGCUUGUGAACAUCGGGCUCAACCUUUGA
Molecule: messenger RNA, 424 nt
Organism: Symbiodinium pilosum
Lineage: Eukaryota; Dinophyceae; Suessiales; Symbiodiniaceae
Source: the annotation of a GenBank genome assembly